AAAGUUCAGUUAAAAAUUGCCUUACCCCCGAUCGGAUUGUUUGUUCCGAUUGAUGUACUUUUAAAGUUCCUUUUCAAAAUAUCACUUUUGUUAUGAGGUUAAGAUUUGUAAGCAACUUGCGGUCUCAUGGUUCGUGGAUGCAAAGAAUCGAAAUUUUAAUUCUAUUCUGUUUAUGUAUUUCGACUGUUGCCUUCUUGUGAAUGUCAGAAAACUCUCGAGACACGAACCGGAAGGUUUCUUCCAAAGCAAGAUGUCGGAGCUUGGGGAUUUCGCGCUGACAGAAGUUGGCACUGCAAACGGCGGCUAUGACGACGAUACUGCGUCUCUUGAUUCAGAUGAUGUGGUGAGAAAUGCCGAAUAUGCUCGACUAGCAAAGCGACACAAAAAGGAAGCCACCAUUUAUAGGAAAGGCCCAGCGCCAUUGGAAGAUGAAAAAGACAAUGGAGGUUUGAAAGAGAAUGGCUACCCGGGUAGCUUGAGCAUAGUACCAUCCAAGAAAGAUUUCGAGGAGUCGAGAGCCGGUAGCUGUGCGUUGCUGAGUUACUUUGCGAAAUUAGGAACAGCGCCAGACACAGAACUGAUCGACGUCGAGUUUGUUGAUUCACUGAUAGCUGGCGGUGGGGAUAUCAACGUCACAGACGAGUUCGGGCAGACUAUCAUGCAUGAAGUCGUCAGAAAUUGGCGUGUCGAAGUGGCCGACUUUUGUUUCCAUCGCUUCGUUGAUAUCGACAAACCUGAUAAUUAUGGAAGGACCCCCCUACAUCUCGCCAGCGCUGUAAACUAUCCAGAGAUGAUCGACUGGCUGAUUUCUCAUGGGGCUGAUCUGCAUCGCAAAACAAAGGGAGAACUUCAGGCUCCCAUCCACUAUGCAGCCAAGAAUGAUGCCUUGCAAGCCAUGGAAACAUUGCUGAAUGCUGGUGCAAACUUAUUGGAACAAGAUUUUAAGGAACGGAUGCCUUUAUUUGUGGCAGCAGAGGCAGGACGGAGUGAGGCCUGUCGCCUCCUGAUGGAGAAAGGGGCUCCAGUUGGUAUUUACAACGAUGUAGGAAUCUCGGCUCUUUCAAUAAUGGUUGAAAAGAUGCCCGAUGUUGCAAAAUUGGCAUUGGAGCAAUUCCAACAAAUCGACAACGCAAUCAGACGCAAAUACUACUACUUGAAUUACCUGGAAGUUGAAACUUGGAGAAAAAACCGCACUGACAAAGGAAAGCCCCUGAGACAAUCCUUUGCACGUUCUCCAUUAAAGGCCAUCGUUCUCUACAACGAGCUCACCUUGGUAGUACACCCAGUGAUACUGCGUCUAAUUAAUCUGAAAUGGAAGCUGUUCGGGAAGAAAAAUGCACUCCUCAACUUGUUUAUCAAUAUCUUUUACACAUUUAUCUGGACUGCAAUUGGCGUCACCAUUCCAAGACUCCACACACAUGGCCUAUAUACCCCAGUUAGCAAGCAAUGGUGGCGAAUGGUUAUUGAAGCUAUUGGGAUUUUUAUGACAUUUGGUUUCGUAAUAAAGCAAUUUAUCGAUUAUCGACGAUACAAGUCAAGUGUUAAAUUGUACCGCGAAUGGCAAUUACGAGAGAUUGAGCGUGAUCUCCAAUUCUGCCAUCCCCAGUGGCCAGAGGAGAGACGAUUUUUGGUUUCCGAGAAAAGCCUCGCUACAACGUCCUCCACUUCAGGUUUGAUCGACCCAUGGAUAAUUUUCGAGUGGAUAACGUAUUUUGGUGUCCUCUCUGUCAUGAUUUCAAGGGCAGUGAAUAUAAUCAGCAAAAGUCAUUCAUCCCAUCGCAUUCACCAACGCCUGGCCGCUUUCGCGCUCAUAUUCAUCUGGGUGCGCCUGAUGAAAUACUGCCGUGCCUUCCAGGCGCUGGGCCCCUUCAUCACCAUGUUAGGCCAUGUUAUUGACGCUACCUUCAAAUUUCUCUUUCUGUUUAUAGAAGUCUUUGUCCCUUAUUGCUGUGCAUUUUGGAUUAUAUUCGGCGAGAAAGCGGAAACAGAGUUUUAUCAUUUCAACGACUUGGCUUACCAAGUGUUCAUGAUGACGCUAGUGGCUGACUAUGAGUAUUCGCAAUUGACAACGCAGGAUAAACUGCUGGCGGAGAUUCUUGUCGGGUCAUAUCUAGCCAUUGCUGGGGUUGUGUGUCUAAAUCUAUAUAUAGCACUGAUGUCAGAGACCUUUUCAAGAGUCUGGAGCGAGGCAACGGCAAAUGCCUACAUGUCGCAAGCAUCUCAACUUCUCACUGCCGAAUCGGAACUUGAAGACUCGAAACUGGAUAAAAUGCACAACGUCCUCUUAACGGAAUGUUCUCCAUUGAUUGUUCAAGAAUCUUCUGAACCGUCAAAUGAAUACAACGAGAAAGAACUGAUUCUUGCGCUGAUGCACAAAGUCGACGGAAUGAACAAUAAAUUCAAGCAGACGGUUGAGGACAACAAAUUUUUACAAGAUGAGGUUCAAGCACUCAGGAAAGAGGUUUCACAAUUAAGAAAUUAUGACGAAUCAAAAUUCAAUGAAGUUUUGGAAAUCGCAAAAGAUACUUCUCUUGCCAAGAUAAAAACUGCUUUCACCAGUGUUCAAGAGGGCAUAGGGGCAAAAGUACGAAAAACGCUUUUUUCAAGAUCGAAACAAGCCGAUGAAAAUAGAAGCAAUUUUGACGAAGAUGAGAUGUCGUUAAAAAAUGACUUUAAGUAAAAAAGUAAUUUAGAAUUUAGAGAUCAUAAAUGGUUGAAACAGACAAUUAAAUGAGGGUAAUGGCUCAUUGGAGUAUGGGGUAAUAGCUCACUCUGGGAAGCAGAGCCACAGAAUUUCGAGCGCGUAAUUUCGAGUGGCACUUUUCCUUCUUCUCAGGUAGACGCUUCUCCGCUUCUCCGUUUCUCCGUUUGUCCGCUUCUCCGCUCCUAUCUUCCAUUUUCACCCUCGGAUUUAUGUGGCACUGUUACCCAGGGUAGUAGAGGCCAAACUGUAUUGUCAAUUGAAAUUCUUAUUUAAAGAUUUCCUAACAAAUACUGAAGGCAAUGACAAUACCAACAAAAUGAAGGGCAGAAAGCUCCCUCAGAAAUCAUGCCCUAGACAUCAGAAAAUCAGUCAUGAGGCUACGUUCCCACAUCAUCGAGAGCGAGUUGGGCCGUUGGUGCAUCGGCGUAAAUCGCUAAACCUACCCCUGAUUUAAACAGGAAGCGGUUACUUUGGAAUUUUCCAUAAUAACCCCCAAAUUUAAUUGAUAAAGGAGAGGCAAUGGACAAGAAAAAAUUAUUUUCCCCACUAAUAGCCGAUGCACCAGUUCUACCUAAUAGCAUCCAAAUAAAUGCUAACAGCAUAAAGGAAUGCCUAAAGGUACGAGUAAUUUUAUUGAAGGCAUCAAGAGAUGAAAAGAGGGAGUGAGGGCCGGGAAAAUAAACAGCAGCGACAAAAUUGGUCGAAUUAUGAAAAGUUCGAAUAAUAGACAGUGGUGGUGGUUGGAAAAGCUUUUCACCUCUGGUUGGCGCCAUUACCCUCAUCUUGUCCUUAUGUCACAAAGUUUUUCAGUUGACGGUUUUCCAAACAAUUUUCACAAGAAAGAAUUCUGGAAAUCCUUGACAUUUUAACGGGUACCGUAUUUACCCGAAUAAACGGCGUUUAUUUCAAAAUUCUUUACCUGGCGUACAGUAAAUCCCCGCAUAUAAGAACCUACUUUUUUGAGGUUCAGGCUGAAGUAGGUUCUUAUUGGGAAGGUACUUGGAUGAAUUUCAGGGUAUGAAGGUUCUUAUUGGAAGGAUCCCUUAUUCAAAAUUUUAGGAUUCAUUAUCAAGAGAUGCAUUCAACCCUUUUUUCCCCUUUGGCAAUGUUAUUAAUGCAACAUUACAAAGAUAUUUACAGGAAGACAUUUGAGCGCACUGGCUGCCUAUGACAGUGGAUGGAUCUGGAGAUGAUCUCAAACGUCCUCAGAAAUUGAAAAUUAUGAAUUCUAAUGCUUUUUUUUAUUUUCAACAUUUUGGAUUUUGCUACAUAUAAUUAUGUUAAAAAGUCAAAGUAAUUUUAAAGUUCUCUUUCGUUAAAGUGUAUAAAAUGCUUAAAAUGCACAACUUAAAAUUUUUAUACAGGUUGUGAUUUUAUGUCAUCUAAAAAAAUCUGGGAGUAAAUAAGGACCAUUGAAAACGCUAUUUUUUGCUCUUGGAAUAAGAACCUAUCAUAUUGUAUCACACUGAAACAGGUUCUUAAUUAAAAGGUACAUAAAUUAGGAAAAACAGCCUCUAAGUUCUUUUUUUUGUAGGUUCUUAUAUGCGGGGAUUUACUGUAUUCCUUUUUAUUACGGAUCAUGGUUCAAGCAUGAAUGACAAACUUUUGUCCAAAGUUUUCCAUCAUUGGAAAAAUUCGCUUAAUAUUUUAUUUCCUGUAAUAUGUGUAGUGUAAUAUUGAACAGAAAAUGUAAUUUUGCUCAAGAAUUCGAGCCAAAGCUCAUACUUGUGCUGUAUAAAUAACAUGCAGUAUAGAGUGUUUAGAGUCCUGGGGGAUACUCGUAUAUAUUUAAGAUAAGGAUGCUCAGGCUACUUGUCUGUUUCUAGAGUUUCAGAAGAAUUUUUUUCGAUCAGUCUAAUGUAAAAUUGAUUUCUUUGGGUUCAAGAAAUUCUGAAUUUUUUUGGGGACUUGAAUAUGAGAAAAGUUAAUAGGUAAAAACUUAAACCUUCUUGUCCCGGGCGAGAAAAAUUAUUUUUUGAGUCAAUGUCUAUGCUAGAAACUAUUUUUUUUGGUUGAUGGUUUGUACCCCUCCACCCAGCAUGAGCAAACCUACUGCAUAUGAGUACCUCCCCCCCGGGAACAAGAGGGAUGCAACUGGAAAUUAUCUAAGGCUAAUAACUUUUUGCGAAGCUAAUCAUAUACCAUAACAUGCUUCCAAAGGUCGGGAAGAGCUUUUAAUAGACUGCGGUGUAUGUGUACCACGUUGUAUUUUGAGGGCAGCAUCUUUCAGUACUUAAUUUUGAUAAAAAUUUCGGAAAUCGAUAUGUAGUAGAAAUUAGAGAAGAUACAAGUUUAAAAAGAAAAGUUUAGCCACU
Molecule: messenger RNA, 5019 nt
Organism: Rhopilema esculentum
Lineage: Eukaryota; Metazoa; Cnidaria; Scyphozoa; Rhizostomeae; Rhizostomatidae
Biological process (GO): calcium ion import across plasma membrane
Cellular component (GO): plasma membrane
Molecular function (GO): protein binding; calcium channel activity
Source: RefSeq, a predicted model, not a curated record